This is a messenger RNA of Spinacia oleracea (spinach), 1166 nucleotides long. Its product is annotated as auxin-induced protein 22D. Gene Ontology annotation, biological process: regulation of DNA-templated transcription. NCBI's taxonomy places the organism in Eukaryota, Viridiplantae, Streptophyta, Magnoliopsida, Caryophyllales, Amaranthaceae. The coding region runs from base 288 to 878 and encodes 196 amino acids. The transcript is spliced from 2 exons. Gene Ontology annotation, cellular component: nucleus. The record is from RefSeq and is a predicted model, not a curated record.
CACAGAAAGCAGAAUAAAUUCCGACUUAGAUGUGUGUUUUAUUCUGUCUCCUUUACCUAAUCAAUCCUGUUUAUAUAAUAGUAUUCCUUUACCUUCUUCCUAUCUCCUCACCACAACUCAGCAUAUUUCUCAUUCUCUCAAGUUUCUUUCUGAUCAUCAACAACAAAGGUUUCAACAAGCUGUUAUAUAUUCAAAUUGAUCAAACUGUUUCAACAACCAAAAUCAGAGUUUCUGUAACAAGGAUUGAUUUUUAAGUUUAAGGGAAUAUCAUCAAUCAAGAAACAACAAUGGCAAGGUCUGAGACAUACGAAAACGAUCUUCAUCUUGAAGCAACUGAGCUAAGAUUAGGAUUACCUGGUAGCAAAGAGCCACAAUCAACUUCUAAUAAUGUGGCAAGAAGUAACAAGAGAUCAUCACCUGAUCAACUGCAUGAGGAUUCCUCUUCAACAAACAAUUCCAGUGUUUCUGAUGCUAGAAAUGAAGAUUGCCCCCCUCCUUCCAAGGCACAAAUUGUUGGAUGGCCACCAAUCAGAUCAUACAGGAAGAACACCCUCCAACCCAAGAAGACAGAGUCUGAUGUUUCUGGGAUGUAUGUGAAAGUAAGCAUGGAUGGAGCACCAUACCUGAGGAAGAUUGACCUGAAGUUGUACCAGAGUUAUACAGAACUGUUGAAGGCCUUAGAAAGUAUGUUCAGGAUCUGUAUCGGCCAAUACUCCGAAAGAGACGGAUACAACGGUUCUGAUGUUGCACCUACCUAUGAAGACAAAGAUGGUGACUGGAUGCUGGUUGGAGAUGUACCAUGGGAGAUGUUCAACACUUCCUGCAAAAGGCUUCGAAUCAUGAAGUCUUCAGAAGCAAAGGGACUUGGGUGUCUAUGAGAAAAAGAGAGAAAUUCCUGUCAAAGGUGCUAAAAUUCAACAUAGAUCAGCAGAUAAUCCAAGCAAUGAAAAAGCUUCUGUUUUGGUUUAGGAAUACAUACAGAGAAUUGUCAGAUCAGAAAAAAUUUCACUUUCUUUUUUUCAUUUUGUGUUCUUUUUUGGUUUCUUGUGACGUUCUUGGAUGGUUUUGAGUUUCAUUCUGGUUUUGCAGCAACAAACUGAUAACAAAAGUCAAAACCCCUGUACUUUCUUAUACUUUGGAUAUAUAUGUAUUCGCCUGAGAUUCAA